UUUGGGUCGGACCGGACCACUGGGGUUCUGCGCUGGUUCCGCCCGGAGGACCGGUUCUGGCCGCUGCUUGUUGUUGGACCAGGUCCGUUUUCACCAAGUUCGGUUCGGACGGAACUUGUCGUGGAGGGAUUUCCUCUGAGCGGGACUUCCAGCAGGAAUCAGCCGCCAGGUCCUUGGCUCCGAACCGAACCGAGCCGAGCCAGAACAUGCCAGUCAGGAAGAGAGAUGCGCAGCGGGCCCUGCUCCUGCUGGAGGAGUACCGCAACAAGCUGAACCACACCGAGGACCGGCAGCUCCGCUACUCCGUCCAGAGAGUCAUCGACAUCUUCCAGAGCAACCUCUUCCAGGCUCUCAUAGAUAUCCAGGAAUUUUACGAAGUGACCUUAUUGGACAGUCAGAGAUGGGCGGAGUCUUCCAAGGGGGCGGAGCCCGUGUCGCCCGUCAACCUGUGGGACUUCCCAAGCCUUCAAAGCACAACAGUGACCUCGGAGACUCUGCCCAGCCUUAGUACCAGCAUCGAGGACUCCCCCCUCCUAAAUGAAAUCCUGCACACUUUGGCCCACGCCAAGUCCUCCCCCUGCCAGGACCAACAUAAGUACCGGCACAACGAUGAGGACUCGUCCCCCCAGGAGCACAGCUCCCCCCAGCUCACGGAGGAGGCGCUGGGCCCGGAGCUGGUCCAGGUAGCAGAGAAGAACCUGUCCCAGGUCGAAAACGUGCACGGAUAUGUCACGCACGCACACAUCUCACCGAUGAAGGUAGCAUCUCUGGAGUGCAUCUUCGACGGUUCUUCGUUAAGACGCCUCCCCUCGGAGCUCCCCUCCCCCACGCCCUCAACUCUCUACCCCCACGGGGAGGACAGCCCCCUCCCCUCCUGUUCCUCCAACCCCCCCCCCCCACCCGGGCAGGCUGAGACCCCGCCCUCCUCUCCCAUAAUCCCUGUGAUCCCCAUCACGCCAAUCCCAGCUGAGACCGCCGUCAUCCCUCCAUCAUCACAGGCCAAUCCUCCGCCUGUGGUGGUCAACACGGACAGCCUGGACACGCCUCCAUACGUGAACGGGACGGAGGCGGACUACGAGUACGAGGAGAUCACGCUGGAGAGGGGGAACUCGGGUCUGGGCUUCAGCAUCGCCGGCGGGACGGACAACCCCCACAUCGGUGAAGACCCCAGCAUCUUCAUCACCAAAGUCAUACCUGGAGGAGCUGCUGCCCAGGACGGACGGCUCAGGGUCAAUGACGUCAUCCUGAGAGUGAACGAGGCGGAUGUCCGGGACGUGACCCACAGCCAGGCCGUGGAGGCGCUGAAGGAGGCGGGCUCUCUGGUCCGGCUCUACGUCCGCAGGAGGAAGCCCGUCUCGGAGAAGGUGAUGGAAAUCAAGCUGGUGAAAGGACCCAAAGGUCUGGGCUUCAGUAUCGCAGGCGGAGUCGGGAACCAGCACAUCCCGGGCGACAACAGCAUCUACGUGACGAAGAUCAUCGAAGGCGGAGCUGCUCAGAAGGACGGGAAGCUGCAGAUCGGAGACAAACUCCUGGCUGUGAACAGCGUGUGUCUGGAGGAGGUGACCCACGAGCACGCCGUCACUGCCUUGAAGAACACUCCUGACGUGGUCUACCUGAAGGUGGCCAAGCCCAACAGCGUCUUGGUGAACGAGAGCUUCGCCCCGCCGGACCUGACCAGCUCAUACAUGGAGAACCAUAUCAGCUCCUCUAACUUCCUGGGUCAGACCCUCCCCGCCCCCACCUCAUCGGGACGUUACUCACCGACGCCGAAGAGCAUGCUGGGAGACGACGACGUCACACGGGAGCCCAGGAAGGUGGUUCUGCUUCGAGGAGCGACGGGUCUGGGCUUCAACAUCGUGGGUGGAGAGGACGGAGAGGGGAUCUUCAUCUCCUUCAUCCUCGCAGGAGGUCCAGCUGAUCUGAGCGGGGAGCUGAGGAAAGGAGACCGGCUAGUCUCUGUGAACGGGGUUGACCUCCGUAACGCCACGCACGAGCAGGCCGCCGCCACCCUGAAGAACGCUGGGCAGACGGUGACCAUCGUCGCCCACUACAGGCCGGAAGACUACAGCCGCUUCGAGGCAAAGAUCCACGACCUGCGGGAGCAGAUGAUGAACAGCAGCAUUAGUUCUGGCUCCGGGUCUCUGAGGAUGAGUCAGAAGAGGUCGCUCUAUGUCAGAGCGCUGUUCGACUACGAUAAGACGAGGGACUCGGGUCUGCCCAGUCAGGGUCUGAACUUCAAGUUCGGGGACAUCCUCCACGUGGUGAACGCCUCUGACGACGAGUGGUGGCAGGCCCGGCAGCUGACGCCGCAGGGCGAGCUGGAGGAGGUGGGGGUCAUCCCCAGCAAGAGGCGGGUGGAGAAGAAGGAGCGAGCCCGUUUAAAGACCGUCAAGUUCAACGCCAAGUCCCGAGAGCGAGGGUCCGUCAAUGACAAGCGUAAAAAGAACCUCUUUACCCGAAAGUUUCCGUUCUACAAGAGCAAAGAGCCGAGCGAGCAGGAGACCAGCGACCUGGACCAACACGUGACGUCUAACGCCAGCGAUAGCGAGAGUAGCUACCGCGGGCAGGAGGAGUACGUUCUGUCGUAUGAACCCGUUGUUCAGCAGGAAGUGAGCUACGCCCGGCCCGUCAUCAUCCUCGGCCCGAUGAAGGACCGGAUCAACGACGACCUGAUCUCAGAGUUCCCAGAUAAAUUCGGCUCCUGCGUCCCACACACGACCCGACCGAAGCGGGACUAUGAGGUGGACGGCAGGGACUAUCACUUCGUGGUGUCCAGGGAGCAGAUGGAGAAGGACAUCCAGGAACACAAGUUCAUCGAGGCGGGCCAGUACAACAACCACCUGUACGGAACCAGCGUGCAGUCGGUCCGCCAGGUGGCCGAGAAGGGGAAGCACUGCAUCCUGGAUGUUUCAGGAAACGCCAUCAAGCGGCUGCAGCUGGCUCAGCUUCAUCCUGUCGCCAUCUUCAUCAAACCCAAAUCUGUGGAGAACAUCAUGGAGAUGAACAAACGUCUGACGGAGGAGCAGGGCCGCAAAACCUUCGACAGAGCUGCCAAGCUGGAGCAGGAGUUCACCGAACACUUCACAGCCGUCGUGCAGGGCGACACCCUGGAGGAGAUCUACGAUCAGGCGAAGCAGAUCAUCGAGGAGCAGUCGGGUCCGUUCAUCUGGGUUCUGUCCAAGGAGAAGUUAUGAGACGCUCCUCAUCUUCAUCACUCUUCCUCUUCACGUUCACUUUGUUUUAUUUUGAAAAGAGGCGGCCUCUUCCCUCCACCCCCCAACGAUCAGCAGACAUGUUGUAGAUUUACCUGACUGGACGCCAUCUUUGGUUUCUUGUGUUAAGCACACAGGAAGUGACAUCACACUCGGUACGGCUCCUUAAUGUUUAAGGGAGGAGAACUUUGCAGGAGAAGAGGAGUUCAGGAGACGUACGAAGCAGAUUUUUAUUUUUAUUAUUUUUGUGGGGUUUUCCCUUUUAGUCUUGUAACCAGGUGGGCAGAGCCUCAGUCUGAGGCAGAGGUAAGGUAACCAGGUGGGCGGAGCCUCAGUGUCUGGAUCAGAGGAGAACGAGACACAAAAAGCAAAACUUUGCACGUUUGAGCUUUAACAGCAUGUCAGUGAACCCUGUUAAUUUCCCAUCAGCCCUUUCACCUCAACGUCUCGGCUUUUUUUUUUUUUACGUCAUAGAAACUUGUUUUUGUUGCUCCUCGCCGCUGCAGGGCGUCGGUCAGGACGCUGCAGGCUCGCUGCUCCGCUGCCGGGGGGCGCCGUGGAGCUCGACGCCCACGUGUGACAUUUCAAACUUAACGACAACAAAGAUCAAACUCGGGGUCAAAAAUCAGUUCAGUGCCAAAAACAUUUAGAAGGACAAGAAAAGACUUUUACAAGAUAAACAGUUUAUUACAGCAACGUUUACAUUGUUACACAGAUCACUAUUUUAACUACGAAUAAUUCACAUUAAUUCUAUUGUUAGUUUUAGAUUUCACCAGAUUGUGCCAAAAGAAUUAAAAAUAUAUUCAUGUUUACACCUUAUUUCAUUAUUGUGCAAAAAAACUGCUGAAGAAACGUCAUUUAAAUAAAACUUUAUUAAAUUAAAUGUAUAUUUAAACUUUUUCCAAAGUUGAGCAAAAGUUUUUUUAACCUAUUUAAGAAAAUUUAGUUACCGUA
Molecule: messenger RNA, 4166 nt
Organism: Nematolebias whitei (Rio pearlfish)
Lineage: Eukaryota; Metazoa; Chordata; Actinopteri; Cyprinodontiformes; Rivulidae
Product: discs large homolog 1-like protein
Exons: 27
Coding region: 207-3194 (995 amino acids)
Biological process (GO): chemical synaptic transmission; neurotransmitter receptor localization to postsynaptic specialization membrane
Cellular component (GO): neuron projection; postsynaptic density membrane; neuromuscular junction
Molecular function (GO): kinase binding
Source: RefSeq, a predicted model, not a curated record